This is a messenger RNA of Paramecium tetraurelia, 303 nucleotides long. RefSeq lists its product as uncharacterized. The transcript has 2 exons. Lineage: Eukaryota; Ciliophora; Oligohymenophorea; Peniculida; Parameciidae. The record is from RefSeq and is a predicted model, not a curated record.
AUGUUUUCGGGUUAAAGCGAAUUCGAUCUAAGAGUUUUUUUAUCCUCUUAUUCAGAUGCUCUGCAUUGUCUAAAAUAAUCAGCUGAUAAAUCUACUUUAAGAAAAAACUAUGAAAAUAUUGCUAAUCGACUUACGAUUUAUGUGAAACAAAAGAAGAUGUUUGGUGAAGUAAAUAUAUCUAAAAAUGAAGAGAGAGAUAUUUUAGCAUUUCAAUAUACACAGUAAAAUAUCAAAGAUGUAUAAAAAUAGUUAUAUAUUUUUAAAAUAUUUACCGGAUUUCGACAAUUUUAAGGGGAAUUAUGA